Messenger RNA from Fusarium keratoplasticum, 756 nucleotides. Its product is annotated as Proteasome subunit alpha type. Gene Ontology annotation, biological process: ubiquitin-dependent protein catabolic process. Bases 1 to 756 code for a protein of 251 amino acids. NCBI's taxonomy places the organism in Eukaryota, Fungi, Ascomycota, Sordariomycetes, Hypocreales, Nectriaceae. The transcript is spliced from 4 exons. The record is from RefSeq and is a predicted model, not a curated record. Gene Ontology annotation, cellular component: nucleus; cytosol; proteasome core complex, alpha-subunit complex.
AUGUCUCGUCGCUACGAUUCCCGAACAACCAUCUUCUCACCAGAGGGUCGCCUGUACCAGGUCGAAUAUGCGCUAGAGGCCAUCUCACAUGCCGGUACCGCCAUUGGUAUCCUGGCCAAGGAUGGUAUCGUCCUGGCCGCCGAGCGAAAGGUCACCUCGAAGCUGUUGGAGCAGGACACUUCGGCCGAGAAGCUCUACAUCCUGAACGACAACAUGAUCUGCGCUGUUGCUGGAAUGACCGCCGAUGCCAACAUCCUCAUCAACUACGCUCGACAAGCCGCCCAGCGAUACCUCCUCACUUACAACGAAGAUAUCCCCUGUGAGCAACUCGUCCGCCGACUCUGCGAUCUCAAGCAGGGCUACACUCAGCAUGGUGGUCUGCGACCCUUCGGUGUGUCCUUCAUCUAUGCGGGGUGGGACCCUCGAAGACAGUUCCAGCUUUACCUGAGCAACCCCUCGGGCAACUACGGUGGCUGGAAGGCUACAAGCGCGGGUGCCAACAAUGCUAGCGCACAGAGCUUGUUGAAGCAGGAUUACAAGGAGGAUUGCACCCUGAAGGAGGCUUGCGGUAUGGCCGUCAAGGUCCUGAGCAAGACCAUGGACUCUACUAAGCUCAGCAGCGAGAAGAUCGAGUUUGCAACAGUAGGACAGACCGAGGACGGCAAGAUCUACCACCGGCUGUGGAGCGCCGACGAGAUCACGGCGCUGUUGAAGGAGCACGAUCUGGCAAAGAGCGAGGAAACCGAGGAAAAGUAG